Molecule: messenger RNA, 1726 nt
Organism: Bufo gargarizans (Asiatic toad)
Lineage: Eukaryota; Metazoa; Chordata; Amphibia; Anura; Bufonidae
Product: beta-1,4-galactosyltransferase 1-like
Exons: 7
Coding region: 5-1054 (349 amino acids)
Biological process (GO): carbohydrate metabolic process; protein N-linked glycosylation
Molecular function (GO): cytoskeletal protein binding; beta-N-acetylglucosaminylglycopeptide beta-1,4-galactosyltransferase activity
Source: RefSeq, a predicted model, not a curated record
UUUUAUGCUGAGUAUAAAGAUGUACCGAAUUGGUUACACAAAACCUUUUAUGGCAUUUUUGUGUAUAUUUAUUUUUAUCUUCAGCCUCAAAAUCAUUAUAUUGGACACAUACUUUGAAAAUAUGGACACCACAGCUUAUUCAGUACACAGUGCAAAUAAAACUACAAAAGAAGUACGAUAUUGGUUGUCAACGUUGAAGAUAGAUGGCAAUUAUGUAUAUAAAAAACACCACAAAUUGCCAAUCUGCACUCUACCUCUCGACUUAGGUCCUUACAAUAUUGAACUGAAUGUGUCUUUUGAUUACUCAAAAUUACAAAAUGCAAAUAUACCGUUUGGAGGCCACAACAAGCCUGACAACUGUACAGCUCUACAGAAAAUUGCUAUAAUCAUCCCAUUUCGAAAUAGAGAACCACAUCUUAAGAUCUGGCUGUAUAACAUGCAUCCCUUCCUACAGAAACAACAGGCAGACUAUGGUAUUUAUGUUGUGGAGCAGCAUGGAAAUUCAAAAUUCAACCGAGCCAAACUGAUGAAUAUUGGUUACAAAGAAGCAGUAAAGGAAUAUGAAUACAAUUGCUUUAUCUUCAGUGAUGUCGAUAUCAUUCCAAUGGAUCAGAGAAAUUUAUACAGAUGCUCAGAACACCCAAAACAUAUGGCUCAUUCUUUAGACAAGUUUAAAUUCAGGCUACCAUACGAAACAUUGUUUGGCGGAGUAGUGGCUUUUACAAAGGAGCAGUUCUUACAAGUAAAUGGUUUCUCUAACAUGUUUUGGGGCUGGGGAGGAGAAGAUGAUGAGCUAUAUGAAAGGGUAAAAGCUGCAGGGAUGCAGAUUAAACGCCAUGAUUACAAUAUUUCAAAAGCAAAAGCAAUUCUACACCACAGAGACGUUGGUAAUGAACAAAAUCCAAAAAGUGUCCAUUUGAUAGGAAACGCAUCAAAACGAAUGCAUUUUGAUGGACUGAAUUCAUUAAAAUACACAGUUAUCAGUAUUACGAAACAUAGACUAUACACCAUGGUGACAGUUGACAUUGGUGUACCGGAAGAAUUUAUCAACUAGAAAGCAUGAUCCGUGAAAGAUAUUUUGCAAACAUUCGUGGCUUCUACAAGAAUGAAAGAAUUUCAGAAAAAAGUGAUGACUAGUGUCAAGUAUUACGAGCUUAGCUGCCCAUAGCAACCAAUCAGAUUCCACCUUUCAUUUUAAAUAGGUCCUUGGAAAAUGAGGAGUGGAAUUUGAUUGGUUGCUAUGGGCAACUAAGCCAGUUCUACUGUAUAUCAAUUUGAUAAAUUUCCCCCACAGUACAGAAGAACUGGUGGAUGCAACAGAUGAAGAUAUUUUACAGAGCAAUUACAACCCUAGAAACUUCUUAAUACACUUUUUAUGAUUGUGUAGAUGCAAAUCCCUCUAAACAGAUUUCCAUUGAUCAUUUGAAAAGCAACCAUGCAAGAUGUGCAUCUGCUUGAAGAACUUGAUGCUUAUUCUACAUUCUUAUAUUGUAUAUUAAUAUUCAGGGGAAAUAGUUACAGAUCUGAAUUGAUUUACUUCACAUAGUAUGAGUAGUAUGAGUAAUAGAGAGAACAGGUCAUGAAAAAGUCUAGGUUUAAAUCAUGUGUGUGACCCACUGAAUUAUUUCCUUCAUCCAAAAUAUGCAUCUUCUCUGUUGUGUUCAAAAUAAUAGCAGUAUGUUUAAAAGCUCAAAAUCCUUCUAAUAGCUUUUAUUUCCACAAAUGC